UGGAGUUGGCCUUGUCGGGCUGACAUUGGGCCUUGGUGCGCUAGCUUUAACAAAAGCUGUCCAUUGGAGCAAGAGAACUCCACGGUAGAAAAGACAGAAUAGGAGACGCCAGCGAUUACUUGGGAAUUAAGCCGCCUUCCUUCCUGGAAAACUAGAAAGAAUCUGCCACGUCGGCGGCCGUCCGCCUUAAUCGUCAAUGACCCAAGUUCUAUAACUAUUGUCGGUGCGGGCUGACAUCACUCUCAUCUUUUUGCUGCUUACAAAGCCCAGGGAGAUACCGCGUUCACACACACACACACACACACACACAGAGAGAAGAGAGAACGCGGGGAUACCGUAUUCACACACAGAGAAGAGAGAAGGCGGCGGGAAUGGAGAUGAUGUGGGACUGGAAGUCGGUAGGGUCCCUCGUGGCGACACUGGUGGUCCUCCGGUCGGCGGUGCGGGAAUUCCUCCCGCCGGAGAUCCGCCGCUUCCUUCUCUCCCUCCUCGACCGGCUGGUGACCUCCCUCCAGACGACGGCCGCCAUCAUCAUCGAAGAGCACGACGCCUCCUCUUCCCCCAACGACCUCUACAACGCCGCCCAGACGUACCUAGGUUCCCGCUGCCUCGCCUCCGCCCCCGUCGUCACCCUCUCCAAGACCCGCAACUCCGCCCACCCGGUCCCCUCCCUUCCCCUCAAACACACCGCCCACGACUCCUUUCAUGGCAUCGCCCUUCGCUGGACCUCCCGCACCGAUGAGAUUCCCUCCUCCUCCUCCUCCCCCCACCGUUCUUCCUCCGAAAAGCGCUCCCUCGAGCUAUCUUUCCACCGCCGCCACCGUGAUGUCGUCCAUUCCCAGUAUAUUCCUUACGUCAUCGAUGAUGCCACCCGGCUCCGCCUCAAGGCCCGCGAGCGCCGCCUCUACACCAACCGCCCCUCCAUCCACGGCGACGAACACCACCGCCUCUGGACCUCCGUCCCCUUCGCCCACCCUGCCACCUUCGACACCCUCGCCAUCGAAGCCGCCCUCCGCGACGACAUCCGCUCCGACCUCCUCCGCUUCGUCGGCCGCCGCGACCACUACACCCGCGUCGGCCGUGCCUGGAAGCGCGGGUACCUCCUCCACGGCCCGCCAGGAACGGGCAAGACCAGUCUUGUCGCCGCCAUCGCCAACCUCCUCGAGUUCGACGUCUACGACCUGGAGCUGACCGCCGUGCCCUCCAACUCCCACCUCCGCCGCCUCCUCGUCUCCACCACGCCCAAGUCCGUCGUGGUCGUCGAGGACGUCGAUUGCUCCCUCGACCUCUCUGAUCGCAACCGAAAAAAGGACGCCCCCCAAUCCGAAACCGACCAAACGCCGUCGCGGGCGACAGCAGCGGGGCAAUGGAGCGCCAGCGGGUACGGCGGCGUGGGGAUGGUCAACCUGUCGGGGGUGCUGAACUUUGUGGACGGGCUGUGGUCGUCUUGCGUGGGGGAGCGGCUGGUGAUCUUCACGACGAACCACCCCGAGAGGCUCGACCCGGCGCUGCUCCGGCCGGGCCGGAUGGACCGGUCCAUCCACCUCUCAUACUGCGGGCCGGCGGCGUUUCGGGUGCUGGCGAGGAACUACCUGGAGUUGGGAGUGGAGGAACUCGAGGAGCUGAUGGCGGAAGCGGAGGCGCUGCUGUUGGAGGUCCAGAUGACGCCGGCGGAUAUCGCGGAGGUGUUCAUGGGCUGCGACGGCGAUCGCGCCGACGCCGCGAUGCGGAAGGUGGUGGAGGAGAUGCGGCGGCGGAAGGCCCUGGUGUUGGCGUCUCCGUCGCCGUCGGCUUUAGAUGGCGGGGAAGCCGGCGGGGAAGACAAAAAAAGCGAGUUUGGAACACCAACUAUUCGCGAAGAUGCAGCAGGUUAGGAUUCUGCCGCGCGCGCAGAAUGCCGUGCGACUACGGAUGACCACCAAUCUUGAGAUCGGUCAUCAAAUAAGGUGGUUUACGAAUACUUAUUGUAUCAUAUAGUGUAUAUGUUGUUUGAUGGCUGUUUUUCUUUUU
Messenger RNA from Phoenix dactylifera (date palm), 2010 nucleotides. Lineage: Eukaryota; Viridiplantae; Streptophyta; Magnoliopsida; Arecales; Arecaceae. The record is from RefSeq and is a predicted model, not a curated record.